This is a messenger RNA of Phytophthora sojae, 585 nucleotides long. RefSeq lists its product as hypothetical. The record is from RefSeq and is a predicted model, not a curated record. The transcript is spliced from 5 exons. Lineage: Eukaryota; Oomycota; Peronosporomycetes; Peronosporales; Peronosporaceae. The coding region runs from base 1 to 585 and encodes 194 amino acids.
AUGGUCAUCUGCCCGUCGUCAUGGUUGCUCUCUCAGCAGACCAACUGCGCUACGAAGAACUCCAUGCCGGAGACACCAUCGAGUACUGCCCCGAGCAAAACAUCGUUCGCGUCCGUGGACCUGACGAAGCUCAAGUUUCCCGUGGUGGUGGCCACGCACGAGCCUAUCUCCCCCGAGUCGAUGAUUAAGCGGACGCACGAUGCGUCUGGCGUGGCUGUGGGCGGGUCCAAGUGGCGCAAAAUGUGCUCCAUGCUCGCCAACGACAACCGGGCGCAGCUACGCGAACGACUGCCUGCAAUUGAGGAGGAGGUGUUGAGAGAGCACCGUGAUCGCGGGGGCCUCUUGCACACGGCGCCCGAACUGCCGACUAACGGCGGGGGUACUCCGAUCUUCCGUGAAGUUGCUGAUCCUCACCUUGUGUACCCGUCGGUGGGCUGGAUCGCUCUUCGGAGCCGCAAGCAGCUCGCCUCGGUCUUCCAGUACUUCGACGACGUGUACAACCUGUCGUCGUACUCGCGCGCGUUCAUGGGAAAGGUCGUGCAUCUUCCGCUGGACGAAGAGCUUGAGCUUGAUGGUGUGACGUAG